AUCUAGUGGUGACGGCCUGCAUUCACACUUUUUCCUCAUAAUCCUUAAUAAUAUAGGGACAGUGAAGACUAGACUGAGGUUAGCUGUGCACAUUUGAAACUUUUGUCCGUAUCUAAGAGCUCUUUUAAGACUAGUGAAAUGUGCCUGCUAGUCAACAAUGUAGCUGUUUAUUCUGCAACAUAUAUCACACUUUAAAUGUUAUAACCCACUCAUUCCUCUGAGGUGUGGAAUGAGUUCAGGUAUUGUUUUUGAUGCCUAUGUGCGUUUCUUCUUUUGUGGUGUUGCUAACAGAUUAUUUCUAUAUUUUCACUUACUAUACAGCGCUUUGUUUGUGACCAUUUUAGUCAGUAAAAAACGUUUAGUACAAGAAUAAAUCAUUCAUGCAGUCCAUCAGUCAGGCCGGUUGGUGGCGGUAGUGAGCCUUUAAGUUUGUUCUGCGAUCAGAGGAGGAAGCAAGGGUAUCCGUGGCAACAGCACAGGAAGUGUCGCGCGACAGUUUAAAAAUUGUAUCAAAUUUUCGUUAGCUUUUCUGUUAUGCUUAUAUCCGCGUAAAAUCUCCUUUUCCUGCUCAUUGUUACUUUACAUCGAUAAUUACAUUUUUUUUUCUAGGUUUAAUUUGCCCUAAAGCCCAAAGCAGAGGUGUGAAGCAGUGGAGGGUCGCGCUAGGUUUGUUGUUUUUUGUAACGCUUCUCAGCUAAUUUCCUGUCUGAGCAAUGCUUCUGAGAACGGGGCGUCCGCAGCAGCAGCAACCCAAAGGGAAACGACUCAUUCGCCCUAAGAAGGCAGCAGCUCCCAAGAAAGACUGGGUGAGCACUGUCAAUGAUCUCUCUGUGCACAAGCUGACUUCUGCUGAGCUGUGUCAUCGACAUGAGAUCCACAAGUCUCACAAUAAAGCUGCAGCUCACUGGGAGCUCAGAGAGAAAGCCCUGAAACGUCGUCUCAGACACGCCGGCGGCUCCCCAGGCCUGGACCACACCAGCCUCAGCAUCAUCAGAGACGUUUUCUCUGAACAGCCGCUGCUGCACGAUGCGCUGGCCCAGUCUGACAGAGCCUUGGCUGUGGUCAAGGACCUGUUUGGAGACGCUCCACGACGGCAGACUGGGCACCCCAGCGUGACUGUGGCUCCAAACUGUGACUCUGACUCAGAACUGCCUGUUCUCCAGAGACCUGAUCCUCCAACCCAACUGUCCCUCCUCAGCCAAUCCAUAAUGGAUCAAGAGGCACUUAAUGAAGUAGAAGUUUCAAGGGAAGAUGUCAGAGAUGAGGAUCUGUCAAGCAGUUCAGGGAGUCGUUUCAUCAGAAGGACAAAUAUAAGGAAAACAAAAACUCUGACGAGAGCGACACAGAAACAGAAAGGUCAUCGUCUCGGGUCUCAUGCAGGAGGUAAAGAAAACAUCCCUGUGACCCCCAUCAGAUCAGGCAGAGCACCUGACCCAACUGCUCUCAACGCCACGGCAGCUGUUAAGCGUUUUCUGACCAAACAGCGUCCAUCAGAUCAAAACGAGGAAGAGGCUUCUGUCCUGGUUUCUCAGGUUCUGAAUGCUGAACUUCCUUCACGCCAGUCAGGAAGAAUAAGAAAACACACUGAGAGGACCAGGAAGGGCGCCUGUCGGGCCUUGGAGCUGGACGGCUCCUCAGUUGCGUCUCUUAGUGGAGACCAGUCCAGCCUGGGCCUGCUGCAGGACAUGUUGGGCCAAGUCAAGGCGGACUUGGACACAAUGAGUUCUGAUACAGCACCUGAAUCAACAGGGAGUCUGGAACCCAGUGGAAGACAAGGUCUUACCGGAUUCUCUGUUGCCUUGGUCUCCACGAUUGGACGCUUGGUCCAGCUCCUCAGAAAGAGAGAAGCUGAAGCUCAGAAAGAAGCAGAGGAACGGCGGCGACUGCAGGAGGAGCUGAAGGAGCAUCGAGGGCUUAUGGACGCUCUGACAGCUGAAACCAUGACCCUGAGAGAAGAGGGCGCCGCCCUGCAGACGGGGCUUCAGCAGCGGACAGCAGAUCUGGAGCAGAAGCUGGAUUCUGUGGUCCUUUUGAUGGGUGGACUGGGAUUACUGGGAGAACAGACAAAACCAAGCAGAGACUCCGGUGGAAGAGUGUCCCAGUCCUGUGUUUGUCGGUCUGCUGGUGGAGAUGAGAAGACACAACAAACUAGAGUUUCUCCUGCUGUCCUUCUUUCCCCGCCUCAACAAUGUGACAACUGGCAACAAAGUCCUGGAGGUCAUGCGUUACCUCUGCAGCGACGCCUUUCCCCGUCAGACACCCAGCGUUCCCGUGAAAACGUCCAGUCUCGCGUCUCCACCUCCGGUCUCACGAGACGUCGGUCUGUCUCCUCGUCGUCACUGCCCUCUAAUGAGCCCGCCCUCCUUCCCUCCCCUGCAGCCAUGCUGGCUGAGAUUACUGAGCUGAAAAGGCAGAACGACCUGAUCAAGGCUCAGCUCAGCCAGGCAAAGAGCCUCGGGUCGGGGGACGCGGGAUUGGCCGACGGCCGCAACGAGUGGAGCAAGUCGGGUCCAGCCAGCGGCGCUGGAGAGAGGAAGAUGACCGUCCAGCACCUUCAGUCUCCAGAGGGAACGUCUUCAGCUUCUCAGGCAGUGUCCUCCAGCACUCCGAGCGUGGAACAGCGCCUCCUGGAGCUCAACAGGCAGAGCGCGGCAGCCAGGAGUCGACUGCUGGAGCUGAUCGAGCAGCAGAAGCAAAGCGCUUCGCUCAGAAUCUCCCCAUCCGCCUCCCCCAUCCCGUCCUCAGCCGUCAGCCCGAAUGCGGCAGCUGGAGGACAGAGCUCAGAGGAGACGGUGCUGCCGCCUGAAAGGGAGUUUGGGUCUCAUCGACAAUAUGCUGGUUCUGAUGCAUCCAACAGUUUGAGUUUUGAGAGCAAGACUGGAGAAAUAAAGCACAACGAGAAACGGCAAGAACGAGAAGGAUGGUUUUCUCUGGUCGCUCACACCAGGUGACACGAGGGAAAAGAUUAAGUGAACCUGACAAAAAUGAAUGUUUUUAUUCUAUUUUUCAACCAAAUAGUUUUAGUGCAUUUUUUAUUCCUGCAGUUUAUAUGUUGACUGUAUGAAAAGUUUUAUUUUCUGUGAGGAGUUCACAACUUUUUAUUUACAUUUUUUUCACCAGAGUUAAUUGAGCUGAGCAGCCUGGUUGUUACAUAGCAGUAAAACUAAAGUAAACAUGUAUGAGUGACAUGAAGCCAGACUGCUUUGUAUGGUUAAGUUUAGCUUACUAACCAUUUAGACAAUAUUUCCACUCAACAGUUUGUUUUUACGGUCUUACUGCUUUUUCAUUUUAUUUGUGUUCAAUAUUUACAAUUAUCUUGCAAAAAUGAUUUAUUUAAAACUAACUGAUCAAAGUCAUGAGGAUCAAAUAGCUGUUUAUCUAGCACGUCUUGCAAAGGUGCUUUAUCCGUUACCACUGAACGUUUGUCAUUAGUUUCCAACCACAGUCUUGUAUUAGGAUUUCAUAUGAUCUCAAGAUCUCAAAAAAAAA
This is a messenger RNA of Poecilia latipinna (sailfin molly), 3489 nucleotides long. It is a transcript of the gene spice1, whose product is annotated as spindle and centriole associated protein 1. Bases 714 to 2951 code for a protein of 745 amino acids. Gene Ontology annotation, biological process: metaphase chromosome alignment; mitotic spindle assembly; regulation of centriole replication. The transcript has 17 exons. The record is from RefSeq and is a predicted model, not a curated record. NCBI's taxonomy places the organism in Eukaryota, Metazoa, Chordata, Actinopteri, Cyprinodontiformes, Poeciliidae. Gene Ontology annotation, cellular component: centrosome; spindle; centriole.